AUGAGUUCCAGAAUGUCUGGACCUAUUGUCGGUUUAGGAAAAACCGACAAUGAAUACUCUGAGGAGAAGAAGUAUAAGCUUUCCUUUAAGCAAAGGGCGAUAAAUGCCUCCAACAAAUUAAGGACUUCUUUUGGCAAGAAAAGCAGGAAAAAUGGGAAAGUUGUGUCUGUUGUUGAGCAUGUACAUGAUGCGGAAGAAUUGAAAAUAGUUGAUGCUUUUCGUCAAGCUUUGAUCUUGGAAGAAUUAUUACCCACAAAACAUGAUGAUUACCACAUGAUGUUAAGAUUUUUGAAGGCAAGGAAAUUUGAUAUUGAAAAGACUAAACAAAUGUGGGCUGAUAUGAUCAAAUGGAGGAAGGAUUAUGGUACAGACACAAUCAUGGAGGAUUUUGAUUUCCAAGAAAAAGAGGAUGUUUUUAAAUACUAUCCUCAAGGACACCAUGGGGUUGAUAAGGAAGGAAGACCUAUUUAUAUUGAACAACUUGGUAGAGUCGAUGCUACCAAACUCAUGCAAGUCACAACACUCGAGCGUUAUGUUAAGUACCAUGUAAAGGAGUUUGAAAGGACGUUUAUUGAUAAAUUCCCAGCUUGCUCUAUCGCUGCCAAAAAGCACAUUGAUCAAAGCACCACCAUACUUGAUGUACAAGGAGUGGGACUAAAAAACAUGAACAAAAAUGCUAGGGAGCUUAUCCAAUUUCUUCAGAACAUUGAUGGAAACAACUACCCUGAGACUCUAUGUCGAAUGUACAUUGUCAAUGCGGGGACCGGGUUUAGGAUGUUGUGGAGCACUGUCAAAUCAUUCCUUGAUCCAAAGACUACUGCUAAGAUUCAUGUUUUGGGAAGCAAAUUCCAAAACCAGCUUCUGGAAAUGAUUGAUGCUAGUCAACUUCCAGAGUUCUUGGGUGGAACUUGCAACUGUGCUGAUAAAGGUGGUUGCAUGCGAUCAGACAAGGGCCCAUGGCAAGACCCGGAUAUCAUGAAGAUGGUCCAUAAUGGUCAACACAAAUGUUCAAAGAAUCAAAUCCCAGAAGAGAAGACAAUUUCUGAAGAUUGCCAAUCUGCAAACAUGAAAAGCUCUGCUUCCAACAAAGACCUUGAAUCUACCAAAAAGCAAGAGGACAUCAAGAAACCAAGCCUCAUUUCAUCGCAAGAAAAAGACUUGGUGAAGAAUCACCAACCAAGGGUAGAAAAGUCAGAUGACCACAUACCUAUGGUUGACAAAGUUAUGGAUGAUUCUAUUUAUUAUCCAAUCCAUGAUGCUCGCAAACCUAUCUCUUCACCUGAUGGAAUAGGAAACCACCUUUUUAGUGGCAUGAUGACAUUGGUGAUGGGAGUUAUGACCAUGCCAGGAUCUUACAAGUUGCAGCCACCUGUCGUCUCAGCUGCCGAGUUCUUUUCAGUGAUGAAGCGCGUGGGAGAGUUGGAGGAAAAAGUUAUCAUCCUCAACAACCAACCAAACCAAAUGCCCCCUGAGAAAGAGGAAAUCCUUAAUAAGGCUUUGUCACGCGUUGAAGCUUUGGAAAUUGAGCUUGUUGCUACCCGAAAGUCUUUGGAGGAAUCACUUUGUCAACAACGCGAGUCUUUGGAGGAAUCACUUUGUCAACAACGCGAGGUUAUGGCAUACCUUGAGAAGAAGAAAAAGAAGAAGAGGUUUUUUCGUUUGUGAAGUAUCAGUAUUGUGAUGUGAAGCGAUCGUAGGAAGGGAAGGAAUGUGAUAACCCUGUGCUGUUGUUGAUUUUGAGCCCAUGUUUAUCUAUGAAGGUUUGUUUUGUUGCGAUUUGGAAGGUUGUGUAUAAGUAUUUAUUUAUUGACAUUGUUUGGAAUUCUUUAUACAUUGUUUGUAUCUACGGGAUAAAGAAAGUAUGAGAGUGGGAGGCCAAAUGAUGGUGCUUCUCGUCUUAAGUUUUAAGUGUGUUUUUUUCUUAUAAACCUAUGAAAUAUUACAGGAAUCUUGAUACGUCUUGUAUUACUCCUGUUCCAACAAAUUUUUACAAGUUUCUUUUGUG
This is a messenger RNA of Lactuca saligna, 2005 nucleotides long. The record is from the annotation of a GenBank genome assembly. Lineage: Eukaryota; Viridiplantae; Streptophyta; Magnoliopsida; Asterales; Asteraceae.